This is a messenger RNA of Adineta steineri, 1512 nucleotides long. The record is from the annotation of a GenBank genome assembly. NCBI's taxonomy places the organism in Eukaryota, Metazoa, Rotifera, Eurotatoria, Adinetida, Adinetidae.
AUGAUUAAUAAUAAACCACACGGUAUAAAUCUUGAUGAUAAACUUGUAAAUGAAUGUGAAUAUACAGCAGUUAUUGUUGGACGAGAUCUAUCAUCAUAUUUAAUUGCUCUGAUACUUAAACAACAUGGUCAUCAUGUAGCUAUUGUUAGUCGACCAAAUACACCAAUAAUGGUUGAUCUAUAUGAAUAUUUAUCAUUGAAAUAUUUGUAUGAAGCAGCACGACGACUUCGUUCUAUUCAAUCUCUUUGUACAAAAGGUUUUCAAUUCAAAUUUGAUGAAAAGACAUCUGACUUCGAUUGGCAACAAUUAACAAAUGAAUGUAAACAAGAUUUUUUGCAAACAAAACAAAAUUUGGAAAAAGAAAUUUUUAAGAAAGAUAUUAGUAUAUAUGAAGGUACUAUUGUCAUGAUUGAAGAUUAUGUUCUUCGAAUUAUUAGUGAAGAUGAAUUAACUCAAAUUGCUGUUCUACGAACAAAAUAUGUAAUAAUGAGUAGUGAUAUUUGUCGUUGUACAAUGAAAGACUAUUCAAAUCAAAUUAAUCAUAAUAGAAUAUUGAAGACACUAGUUGAUAUUAUUCAUUUGGAUCAAAUACCCAAGAGUUUAACUGUAAUUGGUGGCGGUACUGUUGGUACAUCAGUGGCUUCAUGUAUGAAAGAGUUAGGUUGUAUUUCAGUAACUAUUAUCGAACAGCAAUUACAUUGUCUAAUGAGUAUCAAUCAUAUUGAUAGAGAAAUAGCUGCUUAUAUUGAAUCAAUGCUGAUUAAACAACAAAUCAAUAUUAUUACAAAAUGUGCUGUAAAUUAUCUUACAGAAACUGCACCUUAUUCUACGACUGAUUCAAUUAAAACUGAUUUUCAAUUUAUUGCUAUUGGUACAAAACGAAAAUUGAAUACAGUACAUAAUAUUCCAACAACAGCUCUUAUUCAGUUAAUUGAACGUGUUUCAUUUGGACGUAAAAUUCAACUAGGAACAACGAUGGAAGAUGAACAUGGAGAAACAGUAGUUAUACCUAUAACACCUAUUGUUCCAAUUGAUUAUCAACGUGUGAAAAGUUUUUGUUCGAUAGAACAAGGUAUAAGUAUUGCCUAUCGAACAAUUUGUCAAUGUUUAAAUGAUCCCAAACCUAAUUUUGUCAUGCCUUCAUUUAUAUUCACAAUACCUCCAUUAUUAUUAAUGGGACAAACACGAAUACCAGCUGAUAAUAUGUUUAUUUGUCGAGUAACUGUUCCGCCUACGAUAAAAUAUACUAUUGAUACACCUCCUCGUGGCUUUGGUAAAUUGUGGAUAUCUCGAACACGUAAAGUACUCUGUGGUGUUCAGCUUGUCAGUGAACAUGUGUUUAUGUUUGGUAAAGCAUUCAGUAUUCUUAUUCGCAAUGAAAUAUCAUUGAAUGAUCUAUGCAAUCGAAUUGAGUUACCUGGUUCAAUUGGUGAAGUUGUACAAAUAAUGAUUAAACAAGCUAUGUAUAAUAUUAAUAAAACCUUCAUAUCGAUUGAGGAAGGACAUUUAUAA